UAUUGUAGGGGAUUUUCUUGUUUAAAUUUGAAUGAGAUGGUUGGGUCAGUUUCAUAUGAUCUUGUUCAGCUUUUGUUUAGGCUUUAGCGUUUUCAACUAAUAACAUCUUUGGAACGUGAUUUAUCUUGAAACCUAACCAGUGUCUUUCGUCAAUUUGUUUUGAAUUUUUGUGAUGAUGACCUGGACAUUAAUGGAUAUUCUUUUUAAUAGAAAGCAUAGGUUUUUAGGGUUGACCUUUUGACUGCAUCUGGUUGAAAGGUGGUAGGUGUUUGCAGUUUCAUAGCUAAAUCCCAUGUUAUUAUUACUUAUAUGGAUUUUUCCUUUUGUUGAUCUAGAAAAAUAUUUACCCAUCAAGUUUUUGGUGGAAAGUAUUAGCUUUUAUUUAGGAAAUAAGGUUGGGAGAAAGCAGAGCUUAAAGGGUCUUUCGGUUUUUGUUUGCCGAUCCAGUAGCUAGGGGUGUAUUUCACUAAAGGUUUUGUCUUGGAAUUACGAUAAGGAAGAUGAGUGGAGCUGGAGAAAAAGGGUCAACAACUACAAAAACACCUGCUGAUUUCCUCAAAUCAAUCCGUGGGCGACCCGUUGUCGUCAAGCUGAAUUCUGGUGUUGAUUAUAGAGGUAUUCUAGCUUGCCUAGAUGGAUAUAUGAACAUAGCUAUGGAACAAACAGAAGAAUAUGUCAAUGGACAGUUAAAAAAUAAAUAUGGCGAUGCUUUUAUUCGCGGAAAUAACGUACUUUAUAUCAGCACAUCAAAGAGGACAUUGGCAGAUGGGGCUUAAGUUGUGUUGGCAACUGCAACAAAGAAUCAUUCUUAUGAUAAAAUUGUUUGUAGAAUCUUUAAGUAUUUUAGAUAUUAUAACUGAGAGCAUUUUAGAUCAUCUUUAAUCAAACUCAUUGAAACUUCUGUUUCAAGCUUUGGAAGUAACAGAUACUUUCGUUCUAAGCUAUGGAUUCGGAUAUGAUGUGAAUGUCAAAUAUGAAUAUAUAUGUCCAACAUGAGUAUGAUUAAUCUUUUUAA
This is a messenger RNA of Gossypium arboreum, 1015 nucleotides long. Its product is annotated as sm-like protein LSM36B. The transcript has 5 exons. The coding region runs from base 501 to 776 and encodes 91 amino acids. The record is from RefSeq and is a predicted model, not a curated record. NCBI's taxonomy places the organism in Eukaryota, Viridiplantae, Streptophyta, Magnoliopsida, Malvales, Malvaceae. Gene Ontology annotation, cellular component: U4/U6 x U5 tri-snRNP complex; nucleolus; sno(s)RNA-containing ribonucleoprotein complex. Gene Ontology annotation, biological process: maturation of SSU-rRNA; mRNA splicing, via spliceosome. Gene Ontology annotation, molecular function: RNA binding.